Molecule: messenger RNA, 3129 nt
Organism: Cuscuta campestris
Lineage: Eukaryota; Viridiplantae; Streptophyta; Magnoliopsida; Solanales; Convolvulaceae
Source: the annotation of a GenBank genome assembly
ACGAUAGGUCUGAUUCCUCCUUCCUCCGGCAUCCAGCUCGAUCUCCGGUCCCUGCUUCAAUUUCCUUCCCACCUUCAAAAUUUUCGAAGCAAUCGGGAAUGGAGUUCGGAACUUGCCUUAAAUCUACCUUCAACCAAACCUCUUUUUUCCUCUGCCGACCGAUUACUCGGCAGAACACUCGCUACCACCGUCCGUGUUUAUCUCGUUCUGCUCCUGCGUCUAUGCGCUGCCGGGCAACUGCUGAAGUGCAUAGGAAUAGGAAGAACAGCUCAUUUGGAACCGUCGAAAAGGUCAAAACAACGUCUGCCAAUAGCUCUUGUGAUUUGGUACUAUCAAGUUUAACAGCUGUAUGCUUGUUGGAUGGCUGUUAUUGGGAUAAAAUUAAGGCCCUGGCUCCGUUCAUGAGCGAGUUUGGGCUCAUUCGCUUUCGAGUUUUAGUUGAGAUUGAGUGGUUGUUAAAGCUUUCAGAAGUUCCAGAAAUCCCCGAAGUUCCUGAUUUCUCUCCGGGAGCGAAGUCGUUCUUACAUGGCUUGAUUGAUGGAUUUAGCUUGGAUGAUGCCAUGGAAGUGAAGGAAAUUGAGAGAGUGACUAACCAUGAUGUUAAAGCAGUGGAGUACUUCCUGAAACAAAGAUGCCAAUCACAUGAAGAAAUUUCAAAGGUGCUUGAGUUUUUCCAUUUUGCAUGCACUUCCGAGGACAUCAACAACCUAGCACAUGCAUUAACACUAAAAGAAGCUAUUAACAGUGUUAUAUUGCCAGUCAUGGAUGAGCUGAUCACAACAAUCACUAACAUUGCCACAAAGAUUUCUCAUGUCCCAAUGCUUUCCCACAACCAUGGGCAGCCAGCUACACCUACAAUGCUAGGCAAGGAAAUGGCCGAUUUUUCAUGUCGGUUAUAUACAACGAGGCAGGAGAUUUCACAAAUUGAGAUGAGAGGGAAGUUUGCAGGUGCAGUUGGAAACUAUAAUGCACAUCUAGUUGCAUACCCUGAUGUAAACUGGCCACAAGUGGCAGAAGACUUUGUAACAUCUCUUGGCUUAAGCUUCAAUCCAUAUGUCUCUCAGAUUGAACACCAUGACUAUAUGGUUCAACUAUUUGAUUCAAUUAUCGGAUUCAACGACAUUUUAAUUGAUUUUAAUCGAGCCAUGUGGGGAUACAUUUCCUUGCCUUACUUCAAACAGAUAACUAAAGAUGGGGAAAUUGGAUCUUCAACAAUGCCUCACAAUGUGAAUCCCAUUGAUUUUGAGAACACUGAAGGAAAUCUAGGAGUUGCUAAUGGAAACCUACGGCAUCUUAGCACAAAGCUACCAAUUUCUCGGUUGCAGAGGGAUUUGACGGAUUCUACUGCUCUGAGAAACAUGGGUGUAGGGUUGGGGCAUUCACUUAUUGCAUAUCGAAAUGCAUUACAGGGAAUUACAGAGCUUCAGGUCAAUGAAGCUGCCUUUACAGAAGAUUUGAACCAAACACAGGAGAUUCUUGCAGAACCUUUACAAACUGUCAAAACAAUGUCUGCGAAUAACUCUUGUGAUUUGGUACUAUCAAGUUUAACAGCUGUAUGCCCGUUGGAUGGCCGCUACUGGGAUAAAUUUAAGGUCCUCGCUCCGUUCAUGAGCGAGUAUGGGCUCAUUCGCUUUCGAGUUUUAGUUGAGAUUGAGUGGUUGUUAAAUUAAAGCUUUCAGAAGUUCCAGAAAUCCCCGAAAUUCCUGAUUUCUCUCCGGGAGCGAAGUCGUUCCUACAUGGCUUGAUUGAUGGAUUUAGCUUGGAUGAUGCCAUGGAAGUGAAGGAAAUUGAGAGAGUGACUAACAAUGAUGUUAAAGCAGUGGAGUACUUCCUGAAACAAAGAUGCCAAUCACAUGACGAAAUUUCAAAGGUGCUUGAGUUUUCCCAUUUUGAAUGCACUUCUGAAGACAUCAACAACCUAGCACAUGCAUUAACGCUAAAAGAAGCUAUUAGCAGUGUUAUAUUGCGAGUCAUGGAUGAGCUGAUUACAGCAAUCACUAGCAUUGCCACAAAGACUGCUUAUGUCCCAAUGCUUUCCCACACCCAUGGGCAGCCAGCUACACCUACAACGCUGGGCAAGGAAAUGGCCAAUUUUUCAUAUCGGUUAUAUACAGCAAGGCAGAAGAUUUCACAAAUUGCACAAAUUGAGAUCAAAUCCCAUGACGAUAUGGCCAAACUGUCUAAAUCAAUUAUCCGAUUCAACACCAUUUUAAUUGGUUUUAAUCAAGACAUUUGGAGAUACAUUUCCAAGCGAUACUUCAAACAGAUAACUAAACCUGGUGAAAUUGGAUCUUCAACAAUGCCUCACAAGGUGAAUCCCAUUGAUUUUGAGAACAGCGAAGGAAAUCUAGGAGUUGCUAAUGGAAGUCUAUCAUAUUUUAGCGCAAAGCUACCUACUCCUCCGUGGCAGAGGGAUUUGACGGAUUCAACUGCUCUGAGAAACAUGGGAGUAGGGUUGGGGCAUUCACUUAUUGCAUAUCAAAAUGCAUUACAGGGAAUUACAAAGCUUCAGGUCAAUGAAGCUGCCUUGACAGAAGACUUGAACCGAUCAUGGGAGAUCCUUGCAGAAGCUAUACAAACUGUGAUGCGAAGAGAUGGCGUCCCCGAGCCUUAUGAAAAAUUGAAAGAGCUAACCCGGGGGAGAACAGUGACAAAAGAAAGCAUUAGAGAGUUCAUUGAAGGUUUGGAAUUACCACCCAAUGCAAAGACAUCUCUCUUGAACUUAGCACCACAUACAUAUAUCGGCGCUGCUGCUGAGCUGGCCAAGAACAUCAAGAGCGUUACUAAAAAUGUUGGCAACAACAUCAAAAGUAGAGAGGCUGUUUCUGAAGAGACUCUGGCUCAGUGUCAAAAGUUGCAUUGAUUGACUAACUGCUACUUCUUAACAUUCAUUCUGUUCGUGUUUUAUUAUGUUAUGUGUCAUCGAUGACAUUUCCAACUACUUUUUGGAUUCUUUCCAUCUUCGAGCAUGCAACUUUAUUUAUCCAAUUCAAUAGAGUAGUCUUAAAAUUGUGUGUAAAUAUUUUUAAAAUACGUAAGCCGUACAAUUUAAAUGUAGCAAUAUUUAGAUCUUGAUGAUAUUACUUACGAAGUGUAUAUUUUAUUUCAUGAUAAAUUUGAAUACCAUUA